UCUGUUACCUUGGAGACGAUGUCACUGCCAAUGACAACAGUUUUGUACGACCCUAAUUAUCCAUGGAAUGGAGACUGUUCCAAUGUUUUGGGUGAUGGUCCACCAGUGAGUAAUGUCUACACAAUUAUUCCAUCCGGAGCACCGACGCCAAUUUCAGUCUAUUGUGACGUGAAGCCAGAAGGGGUUUUUACACGCAUCAUGGAGCAUGGCGGGAACUGUGGCAUUGACGACUGGAACCUUCCUAUGACGGAUUACAUCAGUGGAUUUGGGCAGGAUGUAUCGUGUGAUCAUUGGAUAGGACUACAAAAUAUGUUCUAUCUAACAAACACGAUCAGUAACUACAAACUGGAAAUCAACAUAAAGCUUGAAAAUGGAAACAACGAUUCGAUACAUUAUGGAUCUUUUUUGGUCAAAGAUCCAACGACCUGGACAUUGCGACUUGAUUCAUUCAGUGGAAGUACCAAUAAUUACCUUGGUAACGGUUUUGAUAACCUACCCACCGCAAGCAUUGCGGAUUUAAUUGAUAAUGAAGAUUUUGAAGCAAAUGGAGUGAAUGUUUACGGAUGUUCAGGAGGGGAUAAAUCUGGGUGGUUGUUUUCUCCUAAUUGCUUGAAUACAAACCUUUGCUUACCUUUAGGACAUGUCGAAAAAGCACUUUAUCCUACAACGAGACAAAUUCUAUGGCCAGAAUUAUCAGGAAAUGAUUAAGUAGUAAAACAUGUAACAAUGCAAAUUAGAAAAACAAAUUGAAAUAAUGAAGUUAUUUUUGAAACCUUCAAAUUUAAAGUAAAAAUGUUUGGUUUUAUUUUGAUACAAGAUUAAUCAUAAUUAUUUUGUUCAUGUAUAAGUAUUUGUCCCCCACUUUCGCAAAAGUUAGGAGAUAUUAAUUUAUCGUAAUCGUCUGUCCGUCUUUAGGCUUUAAAACUUUAACCUUGGUCAUAUUUUUUGAAAGGGAAGAUUUGAGACUUUCAUAUUACACAAUCAUGUGUUUUACUCAUGACAAGAUCUUUCUAAAUGCACUAUUAUAUUUGACCCAUAGCGUUUGUUUUUCCUGAAGAAUUUACAACCUGUAUAUAUAUUGAGGGAUCUCAAAACCCUCCUCUCCUCCAAAAUUACGUGAAAACAUAAGAUUGUGUGCUUUAAAACUGGAAAAUAUUAAUU
Molecule: messenger RNA, 1161 nt
Organism: Saccostrea cuccullata (small rock oyster)
Lineage: Eukaryota; Metazoa; Mollusca; Bivalvia; Ostreida; Ostreidae
Product: fibrinogen-like protein 1
Exons: 2
Coding region: 19-708 (229 amino acids)
Biological process (GO): negative regulation of T cell activation; regulation of immune response
Source: RefSeq, a predicted model, not a curated record